AUGGAGUCCAUGGAGUACGAGAUGGCACGCAACAUGACGCUGCUCUUCUUCUUGGAGCGGCUGCUGGAUAAGGGCGAACCCAGGACCGUCCACGAUCUCUCCUGCCAGUUUGGCAACAAGGAGUUCACCAAGGAGAUGCGACAAAUCGCCGGGGGCAGUCAGUCGGGUCUGAAGAAAUUUCUUGCCCAGUACCCGGCAAUAUUUCUGGUCGAUGGUGAUUAUGUCCAGGUGAACGCCUAUCAGCACCACAAUGCGGACGACGGCGGUUGCGGGGGCAAGCGGGAUUACAUCCAAGAGGCUAAAGACUACUUCAAGAACAAGAUGCUGCAGUACGGGGCGGCCGCCGAGGUCCCCGUUCGCAGUCUCCUGGGCCACAGGUCGCAGGCGUCGCCCCAAGUGCGUCACAUAUCGGGUCAACACAUCAAGGAGUUCACCGACUUUCUGAUGAAGCACACGGACACCUUCAAGGUUACGGACGACUAUGUGAUGCUGGUGGGCUGCGAGAACAUGACGGAUCUGCCGGCGCGGGAUCGCCUCCACCUGCCGCAGUCGAACAUCGAUACUCGUGGAACGCAACAGAUGCUCGACUUCUUUGCCCAGUGCAUCGAGGUCAAGGGGCCGCUGCUGGUGGAUCAACUGUUCCACCUGCUGACCACCAAUUUUCCGCAGGAUCAAUGGCUGCGCAUGUUCAAGACGCCGGGGGACUUGAGCUCGUUCCUCAAGCUCUUCGCGGACUGCUUUCACAUACAGGCCAAUCUAGUCACCCUGCUGCAGAAGCCCAAGCUCAGCGAUACGCACAUCCAGCAGGCACAGGCUCAGACGCGGGAGCAAUUCAAUGCGCUGAACAAUAAUAACAGUGCCAGCAUGCGGAAGCAGGAAUCGGGAGUGGGAGUGGGAGGUGGAGCUGGCCCUGGAGGAGUCGGAGGAGGAGGAGGAACAGUCGGUGGAGGCGUCAGUUCAGUGCAGCAGAGAUUACAAUCGCCGGCUCUGCGGAGUAAUGGUCACACGAACAACAAUAAUGGGAGCAAUGGCAGCAAUAAUAAUAACAACAGCAUAGCGUGCCCCAACUUCAAGCUGAAUGCCCCCGUUUCGAAUGUGAUGGGUCAGAGCCAGGGCUUCGGGCAGCCGAAAUCGGAGCCAAGCUCUGGCUUCGACAGCUAUGUGCCCAUGUCGGAGAUGAAACUGGAGAAUCUGUGCGAGAACAACUAUCCCAGUGCGAACACCUGCUAUGGGCCCAUUAAUAAUUCUGCCCAACAGCAACUCCAGGCUCAGCAGCAGCAAACACAGCAGACGACACAGAAUCCGGCAGAGCGGAUGAAUAGUGUUAACCAAACCCUCAAGCAACGCAUCAACACUUUAGUUAUACGGACUCUGGCCGAAAAUCUGGAGAAGGACAAGCAAUCGCUGGCCAACCAGCAGGUCGGUUCGACUUCCCCGCACGCCAGUCCCGUGCAUUCCAUUGCCAAUUCGGGCUCCAACCAAAAUGCCAGUAGUGCUGCGAAUAACGCCAAUAGCAACCCGAAUUCGAAUCCAAACAAUGCCAACCACUCACCUAGUCAUAGUUACUUUGUCGGCGACACCUGGAAGAUAAAGGUGCUGCAGAACACCACCGUGAUAGCGAAUGUCAAGCAAUCGGUGUUUGUGACCGACAUUAUACUCAAGUAUGCAGCCAAGAAUGAGAAUAUAGUGGUCUCCCUGGACUGCGAGGGUAUUAAUCUAGGCCUUAAGGGGGAGAUUACCUUGAUUGAGAUUGGAACGACCCGUGGCGAAGCCUUUUUGUUCGAUGUGCAAUCCUGUCCGGCGAUGGUCACCGAUGGCGGACUUAAGACCGUGCUGGAGCACGACCAGGUGAUCAAGGUGAUACACGACUGCCGCAACGAUGCUGCCAACUUGUAUCUGCAGUUUGGAAUUUUGCUGCGCAAUGUGUUCGACACGCAGGCCGCACAUGCCAUCUUGCAGUAUCAGGAGAGCGGAAAGCAGGUCUACAAGGCCAAGUACAUAUCGCUGAACUCGCUGUGCGAGCAGUACAAUGCGCCUUGCAAUCCCAUCAAGGAUCAGCUCAAACAGAUCUACCGAAGGGACCAGAAGUUCUGGGCCAAGCGACCCCUCACGCGGGAAAUGAUGCUGUAUGCAGCGGGAGAUGUCCUGGUGCUGAUCCACGAUCAGUUAUUUGGGAAUCUGGCGCGGCAAAUAAAGUCAGAGAAUCGGGCACUAUUUUCCGAGCUGUGCACCGAGCAAAUACUCAUGCAGAUCAAGCCCAACGAGGUGAAGAUACGCAAAAAGCAGCGCAAAGUCAGCACCGAGGUGUCCGAUCUUAAGCAGAAGCUGGCCCAGACCAGCAAAAGCAUUGUGCUCUCCAAUCGCGAGAUACGCCUGCUGCGAUACAUGGACCUCACGGAGGAUGAGAAGGAGCGUCUGAAGGGCUACUACAAGGUGGCCAAGAAGCUGGAGAAAAUGGAGUCCGCCGGCAAUCCCAACAAGGACCAAAGUGAUUCGGAGGAUGAACCAGAGCCAAAUGAGAACGACACAUUUCCCAGCUUGGAUUCGGUGCCCUCAGACAACUCGCUAUCGGGUACUUUUUCGCCACGCUUCAGUUCAGAGCCACCCAGUCUGACUGAAUCCAUGCAAAUGCUGGAAGAGAUUCUGCAAAACAAGUCCAUGGAUCGCAUAGCACGUAUUGAUAAGCUGGAGGCCAUUCUGACGACUGCCACUUCGCUGCCAUGUGAACAAAUUAUAGCUUCAAAUUCGAUGCAAGAGCAAUUGGGAUCGAGCAUUGCGACCACCGAGAAUCUGCAAAUUAUUCGCGAAAAGUCCAGAAACAUAAAGAACUGCAAUUGCCAGGGCGAGCGCAGUGUGACGCCCAUUCUGCGAACGACUGACAAACGAGUGGUGAAGCUUGUGGAUGCCGAGUCACAGACACUGAGCACUGGCGACGUGGUCAUCACCAAGAUCUUCUUCCAGGACGAGCACGAACGGGCCAAGGAGGCGGCCCUGCUGAGCAACUCGCCCACGAAGCGGGUGUCUCCCACAUAAACAUUUCAACCUUCGAACAAUGAUUCCUAACAAGCGAUGCGCAGACAUAUUACGUAUUAUUAUUUUGUUUUUUAAUAGUUGACCUGCUCGACCCCGGGCCUCUCAACGCUUUAACGACUAUGCAAUAACUUUCAUAUCCAAUUGAGAAGCAAUAUAUUUUGUGCCUAGAUGUUGAACAUUGCAAUAACAAUUAUAUAUGAUUUACCAAUUGUUAACUACUCGCCUCCGGCUCGGAUCCUUUUAUAUAUCACAAUCGACGAACCUUGGCGAAGCAAUCUUACCGAAUCCCUCUUCUCAGGAAAUCUGUUUUUGCCACUGAGAAUAUUUGCGGACUUCGAUGAGGUUAACGAAUCACGAGCUGCGCCAAACAAUCAUUAGUAGUGUAUCUGUUAACUCACUUGUAGACCACUCCGCUAUUAAUUGUAAUAACGGAAUUUAUAUUAAUCUGCCUUGGACCAAUGUGUAUUAAAUCCAAAUGAAAUUAUAAAAUGCAAUUCAGUUUUCUAGAGGUUUCCUAAUAUCUUUGUCGCCAUAUCAGAAGUGAACUUAUUGUAUUUUAACCAUAAUACUUUGUAAACCGAAUCGUUUAUUCAACUCAAUUUAAGUUUAACCAAACCAACUUCUUAAAUAAUAACUUAAAAUUGUGUAGUCAAUCUAAGUAAAUGAGAAUUAAUUGUAAUGGAAAGAAUACUGAAAUGGUACGAUUAUAAAUUAUAUAACUAAUUGAAUAAAAAGUGUAUAUACCAAUAUAAAAAAGCGAA
Drosophila subpulchrella is the source of this 3794-nucleotide messenger RNA. RefSeq lists its product as uncharacterized. The coding region runs from base 1 to 3033 and encodes 1010 amino acids. Lineage: Eukaryota; Metazoa; Arthropoda; Insecta; Diptera; Drosophilidae. The transcript is spliced from 7 exons. Gene Ontology annotation, molecular function: 3'-5' exonuclease activity; nucleic acid binding. The record is from RefSeq and is a predicted model, not a curated record. Gene Ontology annotation, biological process: nucleobase-containing compound metabolic process.